Messenger RNA from Rosa rugosa (rugosa rose), 1658 nucleotides. RefSeq lists its product as uncharacterized. Lineage: Eukaryota; Viridiplantae; Streptophyta; Magnoliopsida; Rosales; Rosaceae. The coding region runs from base 343 to 1161 and encodes 272 amino acids. The transcript has 3 exons. The record is from RefSeq and is a predicted model, not a curated record.
UUCUUUUUUUGUAUAAAGAAAUUUAGCUCCCAUAGAAUGCAUAUUUUCUUCAAAUUUGGAUAACUAGCCCCCACAAAAGAAAUCACUUCUUAGCAUAUGAGGAUUUCUAUACAGAAUUAUCAUAUAACCUAACUCUUGCAAAUUUUUGUCUAUUCUAAUUAAAUCUUGUAGCUCUAUUUUCAAUAUGUCUUCAUAUGUUUGCAUAUUUGAUGAUAUGGCUAUGGGAUAAAAAAAAAAAAGUUUCUAUUUUCUUUUUUCGCAAUAAAAAUUUUCCAUCACCAAGUACGAUCUACCUCUGAAGUUUAAGCUUAUUCUAGUUAGACUCACUACUGUCGGCGAAUCAUGUCCUUCUCCUCUACCCGGAAUUAUCUGGCCCGUUCCGGCUUCCGUUUCCCUUUUCAGAGGACACAGUUCCAAAGGACCCAGUUUGUUCGUUCUUUUUGGCAGAAGGACAAAGGACUACUAGACUUAAUGGUAAUAUUGGAGUUGUGGGAUUUGGAAUUUAGACAUAUGCAAAGAGGUAGAACUGCAAGUCUAAAAGGGCAAAUCGAAAACCUCAAGGUCCGUGGAUUCUGUGCGGAGAGACGAAAGGAUGGCAACCAGCCUAUAGGACAUCGCACUAUAGUCAUGGAUCAGCCUUUUUAUAAAAAGCUGAAAAUUAUGGGGGAUCAAGAACAGAUUUUGAGUAUACUGACGGAGCUUUAUAUCAUAUCCGAAGUGAAGUUAACUCUUGCCACAAAGGGUUUGUUUUCUUGCUUGUACGAACAUGGAGUAGAAGACACAUGGAGAGCAUUUGUUGAGACUAUGAAAGGGAGAGCUAAUACUUCCUCCGAUUCUUACUUGAAACGGGAACUCGAGAAAAUGGAGAAAUGGUUGGACAAUGUAGAGCCUUUGGCAAAAGAAAUAUAUCAGGUGCUGGUUGUUCGUCACGGACAGAAAGUCUCUAAGCCUCGAGGCGAAUAUCAUUUUGAAAUUCUUCCCAACAGUUUUGGUUCAAUUCUGAUUAAGCUCUCAAAGCUUAGGUUGAAAUGGAAAGCUAUUGCAUCAUUGGAGCAUGGAAACUUGUUGGAUGAAUUGGACAAGCGAGAACUUGAUUAUGUAGAGACUUUGAUCAAGGAAGUACACAACUUUGUGGUCGUUCAGCAAUUAUUGCAAGAAUAACUUUGGACACCAGUAAUGGUAAGACUUCAGUUGACAAUGGUAACCUCUUUACAAAUGAAUGGGGCAUGGUUAGGGUUGUUUCUGAUUCUUUUUCCCGGUGCUGUGUUGUUGUAUCAAACUCCUUCAUUUUAGUGAGUUAUCUUUGCUUGAUUUCUUGGUGUAAAUGUAGUGAUCUAUCAAGUCGAAGCGCUUGAGUAACUAAUGGGAGCACGGUAUUAUCUAAUGCCCAGAAAGUUUCUUCCAACUGUUAUUUUCUUCCGUAGUAAUAAAGCAAAAUUUGUUUGCUUCUCUGCCUUCAUAAUGCCUUGGGCAGAACAGUUGGAAUACUCUGUUCAUUUCUGAAGAAAUUUUUAGUAUCUUAACUCUGUUAUAAUAAUGUUUAAAAAUUACUCAUGUUUACCCUUUGACUUGGUACAUAGUAAAAGCCUCCCUAAUCUUGGAUACAUUAGAAAUCUUUGCUUCAUGAAGUUAGUCAGGUUUAUAAACUUAUUGGUAGU